This is a messenger RNA of Oryctolagus cuniculus (rabbit), 17958 nucleotides long. RefSeq names its product G protein-coupled receptor 55 (gene GPR55). NCBI's taxonomy places the organism in Eukaryota, Metazoa, Chordata, Mammalia, Lagomorpha, Leporidae. Gene Ontology annotation, cellular component: plasma membrane. The record is from RefSeq and is a predicted model, not a curated record. Gene Ontology annotation, biological process: positive regulation of Rho protein signal transduction; phospholipase C-activating G protein-coupled receptor signaling pathway. Gene Ontology annotation, molecular function: cannabinoid receptor activity.
UGUUGCUGCUUCCUCAUCGUCCAAGUGAAGAGAGCCAGAGACCCUGGGGCUCUGAAUUCUGAGUGCUCCCCUGUCUCUGUUCCCCUGGAACCUGUCCUUGUGACCUCACAAGAUGAGAGAGUCCUGCCUGCAGCACAGCUGUGCCCAUUGUAGAGAAGUGAAAACUGAGGCCCUGGUGGACUCCGUCAGAGGCGGUGCUUGGGCUAGAACAGGUGUGCUUUGUCACAGGGGCCCUGGAGGGGAAGGGUCAGGGAUGGUGUGAGAGGCAGGAUGAGAGAGAGAAACAUGGGGCCACGGCGAGAGGCAGGACCAGGACACACUGGUGGCAGCUUUGUGGGCGCCGUCCUCGGCCUCGUAAUGCCACCUUCAGCGGCUCCGAGGUUUGGGCCGUGGUCUGGGAAGAGGCUGCUCUGCCUCCUUCCUAUGAACGCUCAUCCCCUGCUUCUUCUUAUUUGGAAGAAGUGUAGACCCAGUGAUCGCGAUUGAACACUGCAAACCUUGCCUUCCUGCAGCUGUGUGCACUGGCUAACAACUCCCUGGAGCCGUUAGCAAGCUCUAUCAUUUAAAGGUCAGGUAACACACAAGCUGAGACUUCCGGUCACCUUAGGUUACGGCACCCGUAGCCACCCGGUUCACAAUUUACUCCCUGCAAAGGCAGUGAAGCGGGGAGCCCAGUCUGACUGUCCCUGACCUGUCUUUCUCUAAGUGAGCAGUGGUUUGUAGGACAAGGAGCCAGGGCUUACGCCUGGGAACCCAGGUUUUCUCUGAGACGUUGGAGGCCAAGUUUCUGCAGGGAGCUGGAUCCUUAGGGUGUGGAGUCCCGGCCUCCUGCGGAACCAGGGCCAUGAUGGGGCUAACCCAGGAACGGGAGGGUGGGGGGUUGUGGUGCGGCUCAGCCCCUUCCUCCUCCUGCUUCCUCCUCCUCCCUCUGUAACUGAGGAAGCAUUCAUUUUCCAAAUGUGUGGGCAGUGGGCAGAGACUGGAUGUAGGUGAGCCUCAAGGUCAAGCUGGGGCGGUUCUCAUUCCCACCACCUCGGGUACCCACACUGUCACUCUGCGCCUGUUGAACACCCACUUUCCCAGGGACUUUGGGAGGGACCCCCAGUGUAUCUGGGAGCCAGGGGCUCUCAGACAAAGGGAGCGCUUGUGCACAGCGCCUCUCCCAGGGCUCCGGCAUUGGAGCAGAGCUGUUCUCCAGCCCCGGAUAAAACACAGCUGGGGCGGGCGCAGAGCGGAUUAAGGCACUGCUCGGGGCACUGGUGUCGAAUGCUGGAGCUCCAGUUUGUUCCAGCUCCCUGCUGGAACACCUGGGAAACAGAAGAUGGCCCAGUGCUUGGGCCCCUGCACCCAUGGGAGAGGCCAGGGGGAGUUCCUGGUUUCUGGCUUCAGCCUGACCAUUUGGGGAAUAAAUCAGAGGGUGAACGUCUCUCUCUCUCCCUUUCAAAUAAAUAAAAAUAAAUAUAUAUUUUUAAAAAAACCAAAGAUUUCAGGAAGGAAGUGAAUGCCACGGUUACUUUAACUCUGGCGGGGUGGCGCGCAUGCCAAGUAUGAAAGCGCUAGAAGGGGCGGUCUGUGGUACAGUGGGUAAAGCCACCGCCUGCAGCGCCGGCAUCUCUUAUGGGCACCAGUUCAAAUCCUGGCUGCUCCACUUCCUAUCCAGCUCCCUGCUAUGACCUGGGAAAGCAGUAGAAGAUGGACCGAGUCCUUGGGCCCCUGCACACAAGGGGGAGACCCAGAAGAAGCUCCUGGCUCCUGGCUUUGGAUUAGAGCAGCUCCUGCCAUUGUGGCCAUCUGGAGAGUGAACCAGCGGAUGGAAGACCUCUCUCUCUCUCUGCCCCUCCUCUCUCUCUCUCUGCCUCUGCCUCUCUGUAACUCUGCCUUUCAAAUAAAUAAAUAAAUCUUGAAAAAAGAAAGUGCUAGAAGACGAUUCGUGCUCUUCUCCCGAAAUGAACAUUCGUCCUGCAGUAAGACAGAGAAACGUGUGUAUGUGGAGGAGGGGUGGGGAGGGACGCAGAGGGGGAGAAAACCCUCACGGUAAAUGAGGAGAGACCUUUAACUUAGCGGCCAACCUGCAAAAGAGAAUGCUGAGCCCAGGUGGGUGCGUGGGCGGAGGAAGCAGUGUGGUUCGUGAGCCAGGGACACGGAGCGGAAACAGGAUUUCCACCUCCCAGUGGACUCUUCACUCCCCCCACCCCCACCCAGCGCAUCCCAGGAAACACUGUGACCUUUGGCUAUAGCAAGAAGUGGACAAGGUGGCCUGGACCAGGAGCCCCUGGGAGGCCAGAGCUGGCACCCAGAGGUGAGAAGGAAGCCCCUGGCUCAUCAGCCCUGGCUCCCAGGUCCCCAUGGGAGGGGAGAGGGCUGGGGGUCCUGGUGGUCAGGUGGAAAAGGCUGGAAGCCCUAGGGGUGGUCCAGCCCAGUACCCUGCCCACUUAAGGCCCUGGCCUGGACAAGAUGAAGCCAGCGUUUACUGGAGCAUUUUAUUAUUUAUAGUAUUUAUUGGCGUAUUUAUAAUUUAGAAUAUGUAUAAUGUUUAUUAGAGCAUUUCUAAUAUUACAAUAUUCAUACUGUUUAUUGGAGCAUUUAUAAUGUGAUAUUUAUAUUAUUUACUGGAGCAUUUAUAAUACAUUUAUAUUAUUUACUGGAGCGUUUGUAAUAUUAUGAUAUUAUAUUAUUCAUGGAGCAGGUAUAAUGUUAUAUUUGUACUGCUGAUUGGAGCACUCACUCGGUGCUCACGAGAUGCCCCGAGGGUCUCUUGUACUGAGGGCGACACUUCUAUCAACCACAUUUUCUCCUCCGCGGUGGUCAGCAGCAGGAGCAACGGGAGAUCUCUGGCCUUUCCAGGGCCUUGCAGUCUUUAUCAUGCCAGGGUGAGGGUCCCCCUGGAUGCUGUAGACCCCAAGCGCCGAGACACACAGGCUUGAAGGCUCGUGUGCCAGGGUGGGGGGCUCCAGGCUCCACCAAGACCAGCCACAGGCAGCACGGCCGCCGGAGGAGGAGCUGGGGCCUCUGAGCGAAUCGGCCAGAAUCCCAGUAGGAAGAGUAGGGCAGCCCUGGGGCUGGUGUCUGAGCUGGGCGCUCUCCCCUCCCCCCUGCCCCUUACCAGUGCAUUUCCAGGGAGGGACAGAGGCAUGGGAGUGAGGCCGGGUUGAAUUCUAAACGGUCACUGCCACCUUGCAUGUUUUACUCCAUCCCACCUUGACACUAGGGGUCACAGACUGGAUGCCUGGCCACCUCCCGCCCCUACGCCUGCCUUCAAGGAGGCGGGACAUUCUGGGCCCCCACAGGUGGCUGUAGGGCCUCUAUGGGUCUCUGGCACGCAGGGUGGGGGCCAUCCUGAGGGAUGCGGCAGGCGCUCUGGGAACAGUCUCACUUGUGCCCACAGGAGCCAUCAGGCUCAGGUGCACAGCUGGAGCUUGAGGACAGGUGUGACCGAGCCUGGAGGUGUGGGGCAGCCACUGCUGCGUGGGCUCGCAGGGUGCUCAGCCCCUCUUCCUUCCUGCCUGCCUCAGUUUCCCCUGGCCACCCCUCUCUGUCAAGGCUUUCUCUUGUCUGGGAUUCCUGCUCCCUUUGAUCAGAGAGCCCCCAUCAUCCAUGUGGCUCCUUUUGUUGUCUCCAAAUAGAGCGUUAGGGGAGACAAAGGCACACAUAAAGCCAGUGUCUAGGUGUGUAUGGUGGGGCGGGGGGUCCACAGUCAGCCACAGAGACCAGGCACCUGCUGGACACAAUGCCUACGCCUCCACCUGUUCCUCCCAGUUUCUGAGACAGGUGUCAAGUCCACCAGCCCGCUUGGAGGAUGACCCUCAAGACUGGCUGAGCGCUCUUAAAAUCAGGCUGCUGCAGGGGGCUCCCAACACCCCUUUCCUGUCCUGAGUCCCUUGUGUGACUGCUGCUUUCUCACUCCAACCUGACCCCGUGGGAGUCUGUCCAGAAUCCAGCCUUGGAGCUACCCUACCCCACUGGAGCAGGUCUUGGUUUGGGUCCGAGGUUUCUUUUAUGGGACAGUUUCCUGUAUGCCAUUGCUCUUCAGUGUGCAUGUUCCUGGGGACCCCAGUGGCCCCUGCCCCUAUUCCUGCUCCACCAGCUUGUAGCCCCAGCUCUUGCCAUCCCUGGGCCCCGGCUGCCCAGGGAGACCUCUGAACCCCACAAGAUGCCACAUCCUGCGUGUGUCUACAUUGCAUAUGUCCUCGUCCUCCGGCAUCUUCCCCGUCACCUUGUCCUUGUGCCCCUGGCUGGCUGGUGGCAUCUCAUUCUGCAGCAGAGAACAGGGCCGGGCCUGCUGGACUCCCCAGCUGUGAGGCGGCAGGAACCUGCUGGCUGGUGGCAUCUCAUUCUGCAGCAGAGAACAGGGCCGGGCCUGCUGGGCUCCCCAGCUGUGAGGCGGCAGGAACCUGAAGGUAGCCAGCUAGGAGGGGAGCGAGGCACCGCCUGAGGAGGGGCUGAGCCGGCUGACACGGCUCCCUGCUGGCUUCUGGCCAUGGGUGCCUUCCCCGGGGCAGGUGAGCCCAGACACCCAUGAGCCCCCACAGUUCAUGGCCCCCUGUGUCCAGGAGGCCCUGGUCCUGGCUGACCCCACACACAGCCCCUCUGACAUCAGGAGCCUGCAGGGGCCUUGCUGGGAGAGGCCAGGUCUGCCAGGGCCCUGUCCCGGUGCCUACGCCCGCGGGGGGCCCUGUGGCCUGGUGCGGGGUGGACUUGGUACUGCCUGUGUCUUGCGCGUGGGUGUGAUCGCGGGCUUGAAGCGCUGGCCCAGGCCGGGAGUGCACGUCUUGAGGGGAGCUCGGGGCUGGGGCCCCCGCAGCUUCCCCGCAGACACACAUGAGCCGAGCCACUCUUCUGAGUCACCAGACCCACCUCAGGUGGUUUCUCUUCCUGUAGAGACCUGCGAGCCAUGGCGCACACGCUUGGCAAAAAUAGCCCCGGCCUUGUCCUGCGCCCGGGGCCCGGGAGCUCACUCUCCAGCCGCGUCUCAGCACCAGGUCUCUGGAUGGCCAGGGAUCCCAGCUGAGGGCCAAGUGGGAAGCGCGGGGGAGGCUCAGCAGUGCCAGCCCCUACAGAGGCCGAGAGGCCCCAGGGGAAUCAGCAGCUGUGAGGUCCAGGCUGGCCCGGCUCGCUGUAGGGGUGCAGGGCGGUGCGUGGACCCAGCCACGCUGAGACGCGUGUGGGGCCUGCCGGGCAUGGACACCUCCUGAGGGUGUGGGUGAUCGGCACCAAAUCCUAAACCCCAGGAGUCUGCAGACCACAGCCGCCUUCCUCUGCUUGCAGCGUGGUGCCCUCGUUAGACGUCAGGCCUACAUCAGACACUUCCAGAAAGACUCCUAGGCCUUGUCGCUCCUGGAAACUCUUUUGAGUUUUGUUUCUGGGUGAGUGUGUGACCGCUCUUCUGGGACUUCUAGGAAACUUGCUCUCCCUGCCCCUUGGAGGGGAGGGGACCCCCCCCCCCCCGUCCCUUGGAGGGGAGGGACCCCCCUCUCCCAGAGCCCUGCUCCAGACCCCAGGGGAAGGGCCCUGGCCCUGAAGCGCCCUUCGCCUGUAGGCUGCCCUGGAGCUACUUGAAGAGCACCUGGUCCCACCCCCUCGGUUCACCAGCAAGAAAGUUGAGACCCAGAGAGGGGAAGCACCUCUCCCUGGAGCAGGCUGGCGGCCAGCGCUGCUGGAGGGGAAGCGGCAGCUCACAGUCGCUCAGCUGCACCAGACCCCCAGCAUGUAACAGGCUCCGGGCCGGGGAGGGAAACCGAGGCAUGGAGCCUCUGACCUGACCUUGCUCUCAUGGGACACACAGCGAGACUCCCGUGGGCCUGCGUGCUGCCCGCACCUGACGCGGCUCCGUGGGCUGGGCCAGGUAGCGGGGCUGGCGGCAGUCCCGGGCUGGCGGCCUCUCAGACGCAGCAGCUGCAGCAGGCGGACCCGGUCUGUCUCGAUGACGGGUGAGAACAUGACCCAGCUGAACGCGAGCCAGAGCUGCUCGUUCGAGGACGUGGACCAGCUGAUGUACACCCUGCAGCUGGCAGUCCACAUCCCCACCUUCCUGCUGGGCCUCCUGCUCAACGUGCUGGCCAUCCGCGGCUUCAGCUCCUUCCUGAAGAGGAGGUGGCCGGACUACAAGGCCACCUCCAUCUACAUGAUCAACCUGGCCAUCUUCGACCUGCUGCUGGUGCUCUCGCUCCCCUUCAAGAUGGUCCUGUCGCAGGUGCGGCCCCCGGUGCCGGCCUUCUGCACGCUGGUGGAGUGCCUCUACUUCGUCAGCAUGUACGGGAGCGUCUUCACCAUCUGCUUCAUCAGCCUGGACAGGUACCUGGCCAUCCGGUACCCAUUCCUGGUCAGCCACCUGCGGUCCCCCGGCAAGAUCUUUGGCAUCUGCUGCACCAUCUGGGGCCUGGUGUGGGCCGGGAGCAUUCCCAUCUACAGCUUCCACGGCGAGGUGGAAAAGUACACGUGCUUCCACAACAUGUCGGACGGCACGUGGAGCGCCAAGGUCUUCUUCCCUCUGGAGGUGUUCGGCUUCCUCCUGCCCUUGGCCGUGAUGGGCUUCUGCUCCUCGUGCAGCAUCCACCUCCUGCGGCGCCGCAGGGACUACACCCAGGACUGGGUGCAGCAGAGGGCCUGCAUCCGCAGCAUCGCCGCCAGCCUGGCUGUCUUCGUGGUCUCCUUUCUGCCCGUGCACUUGGCCUUCUUCCUGCAGUUCCUGGUGAGGAACGGCUUCAUCGUGCAGUGCAGGGCCAGGCAGAACAUCAGCUUGUUCCUGCAGCUGGCCUUGUGCUUCUCCAACGUCAACUGCUGCCUGGAUGUCUUCUGCUACUACUCUGUCAUCAAAGAGUUCCGCAUGGACGUCAGUGCCCGCCGGCCUUCCAGGGUGCAGCUGGACACCGUGACUACCAGGGGCUAAGGGGGGAGGGCCCUGCUUGGAGGAAGGAGACCCCAGCCCCGAAUCCUGGUCUCGGCUGUCCUGUGGCCGAGGCUGCGAUGUGGCGGUGUGACUGCAGCCCGCCCACGGCUGCGCUUCCCCCCCGCCCACCGGACACCAUUUCCACUUGUCAUUCCCCAGAGCCCUUUCCCCAGCACCCAGACGGCGCAGCACAAAUCACCCCGUGGUGGGGGCGCUCUGAGGAUCCAGAGGCAUUCCCGAUGUCUGUGCCCAAGACUGGAGAAGGAGAGUGAGAUCAAUCCCAGCACGCCCUGUUGGUCUGUUAGAGGAGAAGAUUCCGGAAAGAAAGAGGCGAGGAGGGAGGGACUCGGCUGAGCUGCUUGCAGAGGGGAGUGUCUUGGGCAGAGACGGAGUGGGAGUGGUAGGGCCGGCUCAGGCCCGUUUGCAGCUGGGGACCCCAGGGGAGGCAGACUUUUGAGCCUUCUGGUCCCAUCCGGAGCUCUGGAAGAGAGGAGAGCAGGUGGGCGUGCCCGAGGAGGCUGCAGAGGAUGAGGCCACGGGGAAGCGGUGGACACUUGGUGGCCACAGUGGGAAGACGGUGCAAAGGCACUGGUGACUCCUGAGAGCCAGGAGGGACAGGAGACCCAUGGGGAAGGCAGGAGACAGGCCAGGGGCUGGCACGGACAGCUCCUCUGCCGUGGUCACGCUUCAGGGCGUCCACUGCAUGGAGGGUCAGUGCCUCUCAGGGCGGGGGGGGGGGGACUGAGGGCAAUGGCCCUGGGAGAGGGGUCCUCCUGAACACCAGCUUUCUGUCCCCAGCAAGUUGGGGAGGGGCUCUUCAUGCAUCCUCAAAAACGCUGAGCAAAGCAUCGGGCUUGAGAGAAAGUGAGGCGCUGCAUCUCUUGCUUGCUGGGCAGGUGGCAGGGAUGGCGCGGCCCACAGAGCUGCUCCUCUCCAGCAGGGAAUGGGGGACCGCGUCCUCAGAGGCCAGAGCAAGGGGCUCUGGGGCGCUGGGAACUAGAAACAAGUGUCAGGGCUCUGCUGGCCUAAGGACAGCCAGAGUGACAGUGACUCAGCAGCGAGUGGGCAGGGCGAGGAGUGCUGAUGCCUCACCACGUGAGCCAAGCAGGGGAGAGAAGCAGCCUCCGCCCACCUGCCCUGGAGGCCUGGGUGGGGGAGGGGCAGCAGUGUGGGGAGGACUGGGACCAGGAGUGGGAGAAGGAAGGAGGGAGAGGGAAGAGGAGGAGGAGAGGAGGGAGAGGAGGGGAUGGAAGAGGAGGCGGUCCUGUCACUGCCCUGGAGGGGAGGGGGAUGAGUGGGGGCCUGGCAGGGAGGUGGAAGGCAGAGCUUCGUCCUGAGAGUCUGGCUCCCCAGCCAAGGGGCAGGCUCCCGCUGCCUCGUGCAGGGAAGGGUGUGGGACAGUGUCCCUAAUGCUGGAGUCGCUGCACUGGGAGGGGAGCCAGAAUCUGCUGGGGCUCUGCAGACCACAGAGGAGGCUCCGUGCAGCCUGGCUGCCUCCCCUCCCCCUGCCCUGGACACUCCUCUCCCUGCCUGUGGGCUGCACUGCCCCCACCCCCACCCCCGCUGUCCUCCUAUGGCUCUCUCUGCAUUGCCACGGGGAGCCCGGCUGGUGGCACCGACAGGGCAGCCUGCAGGUGCAUGUGUGCCCAUCGUCACUCAGGGCUAGCAGCUUCUUAAGAGGAGAAGCUCAGUGGGCCCCGACACCACCCCCUUCCCCAGCGACGUUCAAAGCUAGAAUCUUGACUGUGGCCGCUGGGCCCCAUCCGGGACAGAGCCGUUGCCCGUGAGCUGUGUGAUGUCAGGGACCAGGCUUUGGAGGGGUGGCAUCUUGUGUCGGUGGGCAUGGUGCCCAAGGACCCUGUGGGGAGGAGGGGCCUUCUCCCUCUGUCUCUGGGGACCCACCCUGGCUGCAGGGCCUGGUGAGCAGGCAUGGAUCCCGUGCAGCAGGCCGGGGUGGGGGGCUGUCUUACACGAAGGUCCAGUCUCUGAGUAGCCAUAGCCUGAGUGGCCCAGCACCAGCUGGGGCCCUGUGGCUGCAGCCCAGGGUGGAUGGGGCGGCCCUAGUAUUAACAGGCUCAGGCCUGGGGUGUAGCCUAGGGUGACUCCCCAGCAAGGGGCAGCCGGUGAGUUGGGGAAAGCCAGAACAUGGUUCUGGCAAAGGGCAGAGGUGCUGGGCGCCACUGUUGGGCCAUUAAUGCGACCCUACUUGUGCUUCUAGUCUGAAUGAACCAGAGACACACCUGCUGUAUGUGCGCUUGGGAAACCAGCACAAUUAAUUGCAAAAGCCUUGACUGCUCUGAUUUGCCAAAUAAACAAAUCCACACGAUGCUGGGUGUCUCAUCUUGGCCUACCUUUGUGGACACCCAGCAGGGUAACCCAACAAUCUCCGUCCCUUCAGUGGCCAAGCAGACGCGUGAGGCUCCAGGGAGCGGCCCCCAAGCCCCCACCAGGAGCUCAGCUGGUCUGAAGCGAAUGGUAAGAGGCAGGCCCUGCUGAGUCCAGCGUCUCCUCCCCACCCGCUGCAGGUGCUCUGCUCCCCGUGGCAGCAACUGGGCACCACAGACCCCACACGUCCACCACGGUGCCCCCGCCCUGCUCCUGCCGCCUGUCCCAGGAGGUCCAGCCUAAGAGGCCUGCUGGCCAGGGAAGGUUGCAGUGCCCGAGAGGGCCAGCCUCCGACGGCCCCCUUCUCCCACCUCCUGCAACGUGCAUCCAGCUCUCUCAGGUCGGGUCAGCACUUUUCAGUUCCCCACAUGGGAGUCUUGCGAUUGGGAGCUCCUGGCCAGUGUGAGCUCCUAGACUCUGGCCUGCGCUGCCCCUUGCUCUGAAUUCCCACAACCCCAGCACAGCCCAGUUGCUGCCGGGGUGCCCAGGGCUGGCUGGGGACAGCCUCGCUCCUGGACAGUCAUCUCCGACCACCCCGGGAGCUGCCUCGCAAGUAGGCCACGUCCCCGGGGAAGAUGUGACUUGGAGAAUGUGUCCUCAACGGCGUUCGCCAGCUCUGUACCACUGGCGUCAUCGCUCUCAGCAGCUGGGGGAUGCUAAGGACAUUUGGGAUAGUGAGAUCGACUCCAGCCUCAGGCAUCCUGGUACCUCGUUGCUGCAAAUAAACAGGAAUUGUGUCCUGCUAGACAACCGCAGAGACUCCUGGAGGUUAAAAAGGAUGAGUGAGGGAGACCCUGGGCGUUGUGUUAUGUGGGUUAAGUCCUGGCUUGCGGCCCCUGCAUCCCAUAGCCAAGUGCUGGUUCAAGACCUGGUUACUCUGCUUCUGCUAAUGUACCUGGGAGGAGCAGAAGACAACCCAAGUACUUGGGUCCCUGCCACCCUUGUGGGAGACCCAGAGAGUGUUCCUGGCUCCUGAUUUUGGCCUGGCUAUGGUGGACAUAUAGAAGGGGUAUGAACCAGUGGGAUGUAAGAUUUCUCUUUCUGUCUCUCCCUCUCUCUCUGGCACUCUGCCUUCUGACUCAGUGUGCAAAUAAAGCUUUAAGAAACUGGGCGAAGGGGCCGUGCUGUGGCGCAGUGGGUGAAGCUGCCGCCUGCAGCGCCGGCAUCCCAUAUGGGUGCCGGUUUGAGUCCUGGCAGCUCCACUUCCAAUCCAGCUCUCUGCUAUGGCCUGGGAAAGCAGUAGAAGAUGGUUCGAGGCCUUGGGCCCCUGCACCCACGUGGGAGACCUGGAAGAAGUUCCUGGCUCCUGGCUUCAGAUUGGGGAGUGAACCAGUAGAUAGAAGACCUCUCUCUCUCUCUCUCUCUCUCUCUCUCUUUCUCUCUCUCCUUCUCUCUUUGUGUAACUCUGACUUUCAAAUAAAUAAACACAUCUUAUAUUUAAAAAAAGAAAAAAGGAAACUGGGCAGAGCCAGCGGUGUGGCGAUGAGGAGAGACGGAACUGCAUGGAGCUCCCCCCACCAGAGUGUGCUCAGCUGUGCCAUGGGUGGCAGCCUUCCAGGGCCAAGGAGAAGCUGGCUGGGCCCUGGUAAGAAACCCAUGGUUAAGGACAGGGGGCCCAAGGAUCCCCAAGCCCCGCCCCCAAAAUUGUACCUGCAGCUGCCUCUCAGGGAGCCCCAGACACAGAGCCCUGAACUGUUGCUGUGGAUUCGUUCUGAGAAGAGGAGCACGGUGGGGGCAAGAGGCGCGGAGUCACCACACAGACCCCAGGAGUUGGGUGAAAGCAGGCCAGAGGUGAGCAGCCUGCAGACUCGUUUGUUUCAGUUGGUAUAGCAGCUUAUAUAGCCGAGGCAGCCAACCUGGUCAAGGGGCAGUUUAUGCCCUAACCAAUCACAGCCUGUUGCCAGGCAGGCUCUGUUGCCAGGGGGUUUCCCAGGGGGUUUCCAAAGCCACUCCUGAGUAACUGAUGCUUGCUUGCCAGCGGCCAUCUUGGCAUGGCCUUCUCAUUCCACCACAUUUCCCCCUUUUCAUUUAUUUUUGAGCAAUGGGAGGCAUGAUUCUUGGCCAUACCAUUGUUGACCCCAUUUCCAUGUGGUUUCCAUAUGCAACUGUGCCUGUCUUAGGUUGUCCCCCAGGGGAUCUUACCCAUCAUUGACUAACCAGCGCUCAAAACGGGAGACCACAGGAGUGCUUGCUCAGAUACGGGUAGGAAUGAGGAACAAUGGUAAUCAGGAAUGGCAUGACUGCACGCAGGCUGUGGGCCAUUUGAGUGGCUGACCAGAGCUAAGUGGGGUAUAAAGCAGUAGUGGAUGUGGCUGUGAGCAGUUCCUCAGGGUAGGAUGAUAGGGCAGGUGCGUGGGCUAACAAGGCGGGCUCUCAGUUUUCUUCAGCUGGUCUGGUUGGCUGUCAGUUGCAGGCUUGAUGUUUCUGGCUGGGACCCAAAUGGGCUGUCCCGCAUUCUCUGGAAAGACACAAGCAUAUCCUUGGCUCUUGGUUAGCAGAAGCCUUUUUACGGGCGAUGGAAUCCAGGGCCUAAAUUCUGUGUCUGCUCCUACAUUAACGGCAAACAUACGGGUGGGAUGGGGUCUAGCAGCUGCGCUGAGAGCCUGGGGUGCCUGGGGACUGCCACAAACAUGAGGAUCCUCACUGGGUGCGGAUGGGAUGGCCUCACAUGAGUUACUGUCUCGAGGUCGUCUAAGUUCAUCCCACAGGUAUUUUGGGGGUAGCUGACCAGGCAUUGCUGCGUUGUCUGCUGUCAUGUCAUUUUCACUGUCGGAGCUCUCUCUCCCUAAGUCAUCAACUGUUGUCUGUGAGACAGGGACCUGGAGUGUCAGGCUCUUAUCACUCACAGAUUCAUUAUGUUUGGUAAUCUGCGUGGGAUUCUGAGAGGGAGGUAUCUUUCCCAUGUUUGAGUGCUUAAGAGCAGUACGCCACACCAACUCUAGCCAAAGGAAAGACACGCACAGCACUGCUGCCAGAAUAAAGCAAAUUCCUAGCACCUCAGCAGCUGAUGGCAUUCUGCAAGGGUUCCCUACGUUAGAUGAACAGACAGGGGUGUAUCAGAUCGUAUGUAUGUCCUGUGCUUAGUGGGGGGACUUCCUUGAUUUGUUAGGUCAAGGCCGUAUGCCCACACAGUGUCUCAGGAGUGUCACCUCUCUCGAGUGAGGGAAGAUGACUUGGUUCCGAAUUCCGGGAUGAUCAGUCCCUUAUGUGAAUUCGCUGGGCGAACUGAAAGUAAAAGGAGGAGCUGAGAAGAGUUGUUACGCUUCUGGUUGGUGUGUGCUUAAUCUGGGGUCACUUAGACCGAGGACAAGGACAAGGAAAGGGGUGUAGGAGGGGGUCCUGUGCUCACCCUCACAGAACCGAACAGCACACAAAACACCGAGGGGCCUACCUGCCGAAAUCAAGGGGGGGACCGCGCCGAGUCUGACACGCUCGCUCUCUGUCACAUUGGGUGCCAGGUGUUCGUUCUGAGAGGAGGAGCAUGGUGGGGGCCAGAGGUGUGGAAUAACCACACAGACCCUGGGAGUUGGGUGAAAGCAGACCAGAGGCGAGCAGCCUGCAGACUCGUUUGUUUCAGUUGGUACAGCAGCUUAUAUAGUGGAGGCAGCCAAUCUGGUCAAGGGGCGGUCUAUGCCCUAACCAAUCACACCCUGCUGCCAGGCAGGCUCCAUUGCCAGGUGGUUUCCCAGGGGGUUUCCAAAGCCACUCUGGAGUAACUGAUACUCCCUUGCCAGCGGCUAUCUUGGCAUAACCGUCUCAUUCCAUCACACUGAACGGCUGUUUGAGGAAGCGUGGACUUUUACACAGAUCAAGGGGGCUCUGGCAGCUUGCAGUGGAGGACUCGGCCCUCGCGUUGGGUCUGAGCCGCCCCUCCCAGGCCAGCAGCCUGCCUGCUGGGGUGCUGCUGAGGGAGGUGUCUUUCUCCCGAGCCAUGAUGGAAGCAGAAGCGUGGGCUCUGCAUUGCAAAGUCUCGCCUCCUCCAGGAGGCAGGAUCAGACUGGAAGAGCUGUCAAUCCAAAGUGGCCUGGGCUCUGUGUGAGGGAGGGGCCCCAAGCGCACCUUUGGGGGUUCAGACCGCACCUUCAUUCUGGGGGCUCUUGUGUAACCAAGAUGCUCCCUGCAGGGCCGGAGACCCACACUGCAGAGGGCACGGCCACACAGAGGCCAUCAGAGCGCUGUGCCAGGAGUGGUGCUGCACGUUCCUACUGACAACAGCCCUCAGACACACUCGUGUGUGUUUCUUGCUCGAGCUCUGUCUUUUUUUUUAUUUUAAAGAUUUAUUUGUUUAUUUGAAAGGUAGAGUUACAGAGAGGCAGAGGCAGUCAGAGAGAGAAAGUCUUCCCUCUGCUGGUUCACUCCCCAGUUGGCUGCAACGGCCAGAGCUUUGCCGAUCUGAAGCAAAGAGCCAGGAGCUUCUUCUGGAUCUCCCAUGGGGGCGGGGGGGUCUAGGGGCCCAAAGACUUGGGCCAUCCUCCAUUGCUUUCCCAGGCCAUAGCAGAGAGCUGGAUUGGAAGAGGAGUAGCCGGGUCUUGAACUGGUGCCCAUAUGGGAUGCCGGCACUGCAGGUGGUGGCUUUAUCCGCUAUGCCACAGCGCCAGCUCCUCAAGCUGUGUCUUGUGGAAGAGAGAGUAGGCACCACAGAGAAUUUAGGACAGGUGCACAGGAACCCAACCCUACCCGGCCCAACCCCAGAUGGCCCCACGUAGCUGACCCCCCCCUCGCCGGGCGCUGCAUGUCAGCUGACCAACCACAUGCCCCUUGUGGUCACCUGUUUUUCACUGUGGUAACAAAACGCAAAGGGCAGGCUACUUGCUAAAGAAAACAGCUUUAUGUUGGCUAUUGGCUUUGGAGGUGCGGGUUGAGAGGUCUCACCUGGCCGUGGCUUUCUUACUGAGAGUCCCCGGGCAGCCCAGAGCAUCACAGAAGAGACAGGUGUGUGUGUGUGUGUGUGUGUGUGUGUGUGUGUCUGCUGGCCUCUCAUGACGGGGUCACAGCUCACAGAGAGAGAGAAAAAGAGAGAGAGAGAGCGAGUGCACGGGCUCCUAACUGCUGGUUCAUUCCCUAAAUACCCGGAACAGCCAGGCUGGGCAGGAACCCAAAUACCUGAGCCAUCCCUGCUGUUCCCAGGGUCUGCGUUAGCAGGAAGCAGGUGCAGAACCCAGGCUCUCCCAUGUGGGAUGCAGGUGGACGCCGGCCCCUCACUUGGCCUUUGAGUCAGGGGCCCACAGCAGUCUGACAGGUAAGAGGCCAAGAGGAGCAGCCGUGGUGGGAGGUCCCGAGCCCCCACCCCGCAUCCCUCUACUCACGCCCCCUCCCAUGCUGGCAGCUGCACUAACCGGGGCUCCUAAGGAGUCUCCCCAGGCCUGCAGUGCGAGUGGCCGGGACUGUGGGGGUCCUGGCCCCUGCCCAAGCCCCACCCCCUGACGCCUCCUCUGACAUGGGGCUCAGCGGUUAAGCAGUGUCCUGGAGCUAACCUCGGGAGGACGGCACGGGAGGGCGGGGAUGCAGCCGUCAGAGCUUGGGAGCCUGGUGCCCAUCCGCACUCAGUUCGAGUUAUUCUGGGGGCCAGUGUGGGCCGUGGUGGGGGCAUGCUUGGGGGCCUGAGGAUGCAGUGUGGCCAAUCAGGGCGGUGUGGGGGCCACCAGGGGGCAGAGCGAGACAUCUUGUUCCAGGAGGAUCACAGAUGGGGGGCUGCAUGGAGACAGUCGGGGAGGGCAGGCAGCUGGAGGCAGGGUGCCCAGGGUGCGGGUCCUUGGGACAGUCAGGCCGGGUGUCUGCCUCGCAGGGCCUCGGCCACUGCCCAGGCUGGCUCCAGCCUUCCUGGCUGCCGGCAUCUCCCUCUGCUUCAGACAGCUACAGAGGCCCCCAGGGCCAGUGCAGGGGACUUGUUAGGAAGGAGCAGCUCAAGGACGGGGUUGGGGGGGUCUUCCCUGGCAGGGGGGCUUCCCUAGCCCUGUGACUGGUGCUCCACGGCUCCCAGGAGAGCGACGUGCAGGGGACAGGCCGAGAAGGCUGCAGGGACACCAGGGACACCAGGGAGUGAUGCCCUACUCCAGGCGCCAAUGCACACAUCGCAACCCAGGGCUCCUCUCCUGUCUCGGCCGGGGUCCUCGGACCCAGCUUAGUACUUAGUUGUUAAUGAGAUUGAGAAAAUAGUAUGCAGGGGCUAGUGUUACAGCACAGAGGGUUAAGCCGCCAUUUGUGACACCAGCGUCCCCUAUAAGAGUGCUGGUUCGAAUCCGGGCUACUCUCCUUCUGAUCCAGUUCCCUGUUAAUAUGCCUGGGAAGCCGGUGGGUGAUGGCCCAAGUAUUUGGGCCCCUGCCACCUACGUGACAGUCCCAGCUGUUUCUGCCACUUGGGGAGUGAGCCAGCAAAUGGAAGAUCUCUCUGUCUCUGUGUCUCUCUUUCUCUGUCACACUUAAUAAAGCACUCUUAUAGAAGGCAAGUAUUAUUUACCAUGCUUGCGUGGUGCCUGGGACAUCAGGGCAGACCAUACAGGCCAAGGCUGCCCCCUGCAGGCUGAGUGAGGGACUCCCAAGACCACGGCCCUCCCCUGGCCUGAUCUGGCCGAGGCCCUGGGGGAGGCAGCCACAAUCGUCAGACUCCUGCCCUCCUGGGGCCUGAGAAUGUGGAAAGUCGGCCCUGGGCCAGAAGGUCAAGGCUGCAUCCUGGCUCCAGGCUGCCGGCCUUUGGGCACAACGGUGCCGCCAUGGCCUGUGACGUCGGGACGUCCCCACAUGAAGCUGGUUCCAGUCCUGGCUGCUUCCAAUCCAGCUCCCUGCUAAGGUGCCUGGGAAGGCGGUCGAAGGUGCUCCGAGUGCUUGGGUGCCUGCCACCCACGUGGGAGACCUCAACAGAGUCCUUGACUCCUGUAUAGCCUGGCCCAGCUCCAGCUGUUGCAGCCACCUGGGGAGUGAACCAUUGGAUGGAAGAUAUGUGUGUGUGUGUGUGUGUGUCUCCCUCUCUCUCUGUAACUCUGCCUUUCAAAUAAAUAAAUCUUAAAAAACAAAAACAAAACCCUGUCUCCAGCACUGGCCACAGUGUGAGCACAGCUGAGUGUCUUGGCUUUAACUGGGAAACAGCUCUACCCACGCAGGCGACGCCCGGCACACAGAGAGGGUUCCAAAAUCACUAGCUCUCAGAUUCUCAGAGCUGCAGCGGGCUACUCUGAAAGCUCCUCUCUCUGGGGGCCCCGGGGUCUCCGCCCCUUUCCUGCGUGGAGCCCCUCCUGCGGUCUGGCGAGCCCUGGCCGUCCCAGGAAAUCAGAACGCACGGCCUCACCAAGGACCCCAACCGUGCCAAACUCCGGUCACCAAAUAUUUGCAGAUGCCUGCCGCGAGUGUAGCGCGACACGAAAAUCCCCGCGAGCAGUCCAGGGAGGCGGCAGGUCCCAGGCUUUGGGCUGGGGCCCGCGGGCUUAGGGGAAAGGAGUGUAGCGCCCCCUAGUGAGGACUGGCAGUAAGUGUGCGGUGGUUUCUGCUACAGAUCCCCAGGCUGAGAACUUCCGGUUUGGGGGUACCUGGGCACAGGAGUUCUUUCAGGUGUGCUCUCUUGAUUAUGCAAAUGCGGGCCGCUAGGCUCCCAUCCUCUCACUCUUGAGAUUUGGGCAGACCCAGGACUUGUGCUAGCGGGGCUUGGCAGAAGCUGGGGCGUCGCCCUGUGGGUGAGGGUCCCUGCGGCUCUCUGAAAGCAACUCUCCAUCUCUAAGGUGUAAAGUCAGGGAUGCCUGUCCAGGUGUGCUAGGGUGACCCGAAGAUCCGCGGCAGGGCAGGGCAAAGAGUCCCCAAAAGGAAACCACCUGGAUGAACAGGCUUGGCCGAUGUAGAAUCGACCACGCAGAUGGGCAGCGGCUGAGGGCAGCCUGGGGCGUGGCUGAUGCUGGACAGUCUUCCACUCCCGGCCGCCUGCCCCAGAGCCCGUGCUUUGGGAAGCGAUGGCUGAGUCGGGAAGCAUGUGGACUGGCAGGAGCUCCAGACCCGAACCGAGACCAGCACGGCACCCCGGCCUCUGGGGGCGGCAGCAUCCUCCGAGCUUCCACAGCGACACCUGGCGACGGCAGCGAGAAACAGCAGCCGGGGGCUGAGGGAGCCCUCGUCCACCUUCCUGACUCCCUCGCAGGGGCCAGAAAGCAAAGCUGACCUCCACGUGGGACUACCGAGGAGCCCUGGUGUAUCUCAUUAUCAGGGGCCACGGCAACGAAUUAAGAAGAUAAAAGAUCCGAGUUAAGAGGGGGUCACAGCACUGGCAGCCUCACCACCCUCGUUCUGUGUCCACUUUCAUCACCAGCCACUGUCUUCCCGCACCUGUGCUGUAACAAGAGCCCCUCUCAGAGGGGACCUUACUCAGCCUUAUGUCAAAGCCUUUGGGGCUCCUGUCUCCCCAGAAAGCAGCUCCGCGGCCCAGCUGCUCCCUCCCAGCAGAUCCUGCCUUUGGCAUGGCUGGGAUUUCCCUCCUUUCCACCCGCCUGUCUCUUCCUGCUGUUUUGCACCUGCUCUUAGGUGGGAAGAGGCGGCCCCUGGUUUAAGUGCUUGGCCACAGCUGAUCUUCUUCCCAGGACUCUUUGCCUGGGGACCGGGAGCAGAGCUGUAGUUCAAAGAAAUAACCAUGGGAGGGACAGCUCCAGAAGCACCUCUAUGCCUUUGCAAGUGCACCAGGAGGCACAGGUGAACUGCAUUUGGAAUCUGCA